Sardina pilchardus (European sardine) is the source of this 5012-nucleotide messenger RNA. It is a transcript of the gene ppp1r16a, whose product is annotated as protein phosphatase 1, regulatory subunit 16A. The coding region runs from base 1077 to 2786 and encodes 569 amino acids. Gene Ontology annotation, molecular function: myosin phosphatase regulator activity; protein binding; enzyme inhibitor activity. The transcript is spliced from 11 exons. The record is from RefSeq and is a predicted model, not a curated record. Gene Ontology annotation, cellular component: cytoplasm. Lineage: Eukaryota; Metazoa; Chordata; Actinopteri; Clupeiformes; Clupeidae.
AAGUAGAGGGACAUAGCAGCUGGUCGCGUCCAAGAAACACGGAUAUGAGCACCGCUUCCCUGUCAAGCACUGUGAGCACUAUGAACAGAGUUCUGGACAUGAAUCAGAAGUCAUCAGGAGGAUCACGACCUGCUGAAGCCGGACCCUGAUGCUGCUCCUUCAGGCCUCCUCAAGUGCACCUGCUCCUGAUUUGCUUUCUUUUCUUCUUCAGUUCAGGACGUGCUGAGCAAAGACACUGGCAGUUUUUUUGCAUCGCGUGACCAGAGUGGAUAAUACUGGCAAAUCGUAUUUCAACACAUUUUGAGCCUGAAGCUGAAAUCAUGUGAUUUAUUCUGGAAUACCAUCAAUUCUCUGUCGGCACUGGUUUUUGCAGAGUUUCUGCCCUAGAUCCCAUCACCUAGCCUUCACAGCAUGUUGCUCCUCCAUGCCCACUGGAAUCCAAGUCUGAAGUGGAGCAGUAGUACAACCUGGAGUUUCUUGGAAAAUAGCGUGUGGGUCUGUGCGGCAAAAGAAAGGAGUUCUGGCUAAUCCAGCAUGGAUUUGACCUCUGAGGAGAGCUUAAUGGCGGGUAUUUCUACAGUUAUGCUAGAACUCCACUUCGAUUGUGCACCUUUUAACAGAGCCACCAUGUGGAUCUAAGUUUUUCAUCGUCUAAAGGCACCAGAUAUGGUGUCACCAUGCUGAAUGUACAGUAUUGAUAAAAUAGAGAAUGGGAAACAAACUCUAUUUGUAUUUUUUAGGGCAUGGGGAAGCCCCCUAACUUUUCAUAAAAUGUUGUUCUAUUACCUCCUUAUUGGACAAAUUUGAAUCCUGUUCUUUUUCCUGUUGUGUGCAACUUCAAAGUGACCCUCAUAGUGGUGGAGGUUUGAUUUGAUCAACUGAUUGUUGAUUAAGCCCAAGACAUUGGGGGCAAACACUGCAGCUGAAGGUCUCCGGGGUUAAGGAAAAAGACGACUUCACCUGUAAAACCACGGGAUGUUUUAAUCCAUUAAGUUCUUCAACACAAUUGUAGUCAAGAGUUUUGGAGGACACGCAGGGAGCAGUUUGGCUGCAGCCAGAGACCAAGGUCAAAGGUUAUGGCAGAACACGGGGAGUUGCUUGAAGAAAUGACCACUGUCGGGCGUCUGUCUGCCACGGAGCGGCUCAAGCAUGCCCAGAAGCGGCGCACGCAACAGCUGAAGGGCUGGGCCCAGAUGGAGAAGGAGAGCGCCCGCGGCGGGAAGGCUUCCCAGAAGGCAGACAAGGCCAAGAGGAAGGACAAGGACAAGGAGCCUGGCCGGAGGGUCACCUUCCCCAGUAAUAUCACCCUACUGGAGUCGGCGGCACGCAAUGACUUAGAGGAAGUGAGGGAACUGCUGAAAAAUGGAGUCAGUCCAGACCUCGUCAAUGAGGAUGGACUCACCGCAUUGCACCAGUGUUGCAUAGAUGACUUUGAGGACAUUGUGCGCUGUCUGCUGGAGGCAGGCGCCACUGUGAACGCCUCUGACAGUGAGCUGUGGACCCCACUACACGCUGCUGCCACCUGUGGACACACUGGGCUGGUGCAGCUGCUAGUGCAGUCUGGGGCGGAUGUGCUGGCAGUGAAUGCUGACGGCAAUAUGCCUUAUGACCUCUGUGAGGAUGAAGCCACGCUGGAACUCAUAGAGAUGGUCAUGGCAGAGCAAGGCAUCACACAGGAGCGAAUAGAUGAGUGCCGUGGGGCGAAGGAGAAGGAGAUGCUGGUGGAUGUCCAGGCUGUGAUAGACGGCGGAGGAGAUCGGACCUCAAGGGACGAGCAUGGGGCCACACUGUUGCAUAUUGCAGCGGCCAAUGGAUAUGUGUCUGUAGGGGAGCUUCUACUGGAGCACAGGUUCCCUAUGGAGGAGAAGGACAACGACGGCUGGACGCCACUCCAUGCUGCCGCCUGCUGGGGACAGCUUCAGAUGGUGGAGCUGCUAGUGGCUCACGGGGCCAACCUGAGCGCCAAAUCGGUUCUGGAGGAGACGCCCAUAGACGUUUGUGCAGACGAGGAGGUGAGGGCCAAGAUGCUGGAGCUGAAGAACAAGCACGACGCCAUCAUGAAGAGUCAGGAUCGACACAAGGGCACCCUGCAGAGACGGGCCUCCAGCGCCAGCAGCAGAGGAAAGGUUGUGCGGCGCGUGAGCGUGAACGAGCGGUCAAGUCUGUACCGGCGGGAGCACCGUAAAGAGGCCAUAGUGUGGCAGGAGAGGGGGCGGCAGCCCGAACCUCCAGACGACGACGAGGACAGACAGACCGACGCUGAGCUCAACAUGCACCCAGCGAUGGCCUCAAGUUCAGCUGCAGGCCAGGAAGUUAGCCAAGGGGACCGGCUUGUAGAUCCCGGGGUGCUUGGGAACGGAGGAGCUGCCACCUCCCUGCUUGGGGAGUUCCGCGUAGGGGGCCGCAUGGACCGCAGUGCGUCCUACCAGCUGACCCCGCCGUCGGCCGCCAGUCUGGCCGAGGGCGAGGGAGCGGACAGCAUGACCCGGGAGAAGUCCCACCACACGCUGGCCGAACUCAAGCGGCAGCGGGCGGCCGCCAAGCUCCACAAACACCCCGCGCCGCCUCCGCCUUUGCUCCCGCCCGCCGAGGAGGAGCCCGCCAGCCCCGCCUCUCUCGACCCCACGACGCCAGACGCUCCGGAAGGCGCGGUGCCUCAGGACGAAGCGAUCUCACCCAACACUGUGUACUUCACGCCGGCCAGCGGGGACCCACCCCUCCUCAAACUGCGAGCGCCGGAGGAGGAAGCGCCCAAUACCAAGGAGCCCUGCUGCGGCCUCAUGUAGAGAGAAGGGACAUGAACGAGACCUCGGCACGCACGCACGCACACGUCCAGUGAAAGCUCUGGAACAUUUUCGGUUAAUUUUGUUAAAUUGAUGUGGCACUGUCGCGCAGCAUCAUGGACGCACAACACACACACACUUUACACUCCUCACGCGCAGCAUGCCCACACAUGCACUCGUGCCCAAAUAAACAUAGAGCAUCACUACUGUAAAAGCAAAACCCAUAAUCCCAUGGCAAACAUGGACAUAUGCAGUGAUGUCUUUUUUUUUUUUUUUUUUUUUUAAAGACACUUGCACAGCGUAUGGAAUAUUGGAGGUGACAAAUGAAGACUGUCUUUAUGGGAUUAUACAUGGGAAGCGCACUUGAAACAAAGGAAAGCUUACGAAACUGCAUAGUUGCACGUCAGAGGUUGGGGAAUAAUGGAAUUACAUGGAGGAUUUGUUUUCUUUUCAUGCCAUUUCAACUGUGUUGUUUGUUUUAUGGGAUUUUGAUCCCAAAGUUCAUCCAAGCCUUAAAGACUUUUAUUCCCCAACAUAAACCUUAUUGAAUGAUGUUGAUCACUCUAAAGGCUACAAGGCCCAGGGCAGCUUAUGCAGGGCCAGCAUACACCGUCUCACUACCAAUUACAUCAAGAGCCUAACAGUGAAUCUAGCCUGAGGCUCGAGUCCAAGGGUCGCUCCAGAUGAGUAAACCUACGGUAUACGCCCUACGUGAACAGGAAAUCCGAGAUGUCAGAGAUCCCAGAAAAACCUUCCACACAGGACACUGGAGACAUUUUGCACUUUACUGUGUUAAAUUGAAGAAUGCUAUGUUGCAGAAUAGUGUUUUUAAAUAAUAUUUUCCAUGUGUGGCUUUAAUUGCAAAACAGACAAUCAUAUAUUAUUACACUUGGUUUGCUUGUGCACUUAUGCACAUGGCAAGGGGUCCUUUUUCAGUUGCUAUUUUGAUUUUGGUGAUAUAAUUAAUAUGAGUGAAAAUGUACAAUUUAUAGGGUUAAACGUGAUCUUUAAUUAAUGGAAGGUUUUUUACUCACAAUAUUUCUCUGUAUAAGUGCUUUCCAAGAUUUUGGCCCAACCCAAAAGUUUGUCAAAUGUUUUCCUAUGUCUAGAUUAUUUCAAAUGAUUGGUAAUGACUUGUAUGUGUACAGCUGGUGAAUUGAUUUGGUAAAAAUGUUGAUUGUAAUUUUUCUUUUUUUCUAAAAUGAGAUCAUGCCUGAUUUAAAAGCUCCGUUUAUAAUUUAUUUAUUUAAUUUAUUUAGAAGUGAAACUGAACACUCCAGUUGUAAGGUGGGCACAGAGCUAUGAGGCAUCACUGUACGCCUUACUCGUUUGAAUUUACAUUGCCAUGUACUUGAUGUGCUCAGAUGAUGUCAUAUGGACUGUAUCUCUCCGCGUCUGGUUCCCUCUCGAACCAGGCGGCAAGAAUGGGUCUCGGAUUUCAGAUAUAAAAUGCUAUUUUGAGAACUCCACUUCAGAUUGCAUAGAGCACUGAAGCUACCUUUACAGGUAAAUUGUACUUUUCAUGAAGCAUUGUGGUUAUUGAUAAAAGGAAAUGAUUUUCAAAUGAUUCUACCAAUCCACUUGAGUUGGUGUAGCAUUUGUGGUGUUCAAGAAAGUGAAUCAUACCCAGAAGGUACUAAUCCCACCCUCUUAUUCAGUUUUGGUUUACUGUAAUUAUUGGUAUAGUCAUAUUGAUAUACAUAUCUACCAUAACAUAUCUACAAUAUAUCAUUGUGAGCAAAAACACAAUGGCCAUAUGGAAUAACAGAUCUAUUGUUCAAAAAAUGAAAUGUGAAAAUGCUUUUUCACAUGUAUUUUAGAAGUGUGCUUAUAAUUAUGUGAGAAGUAGCAUACAGUACGUCUUGAACAUUUUCAAUUUGAUCAUAACAUUUCUUUAAUGAGCACCAAGCGUCAACAUUUCUAAUAGCUUACCACAGUGACCUGCAGUACAUGAACACAAUAAAGGCUUGAGAAAUUAAUUUGAUCAUGUGUUUGUUUGCAGGUUAAUAUUUAGUUUUCUUUUAUUAAAAAAUGUAGUUUAUGAUCCCAAUCUUUUUCGACCAUGUAAACCAUGGUGUGGUGAAUCAUGCCUUGACUCCAUGGUAUGAUACCCGUGACAGAAGCCCAUGGAACAUUAUGUGACCUUAAACCGCAUAAAUAACCCAUUUUUUCAGAUUUGUGAAUAUGCAGCCAUACAUCCUGUUCGACUCAGACACCUCCUUAAAACAA